Psammomys obesus (fat sand rat) is the source of this 3341-nucleotide messenger RNA. It is a transcript of the gene B3galt2, whose product is annotated as beta-1,3-galactosyltransferase 2. The record is from RefSeq and is a predicted model, not a curated record. Gene Ontology annotation, molecular function: N-acetyl-beta-D-glucosaminide beta-(1,3)-galactosyltransferase activity. Lineage: Eukaryota; Metazoa; Chordata; Mammalia; Rodentia; Muridae. Bases 743 to 2005 code for a protein of 420 amino acids. Gene Ontology annotation, cellular component: membrane. The transcript has 2 exons.
CACAUUUAAACUGCUGCCUGCCUGUGCAGCACUGAAGAACCGUGGAUUUCACAUUACAGACUAAAACCUCAGUAAAGCAGCUCAAAAAAAAAAAAAAAAAAAAAAAAUCCUUCCUGCAGCUGCCAGACAACGACGAAGAGAGGCAAAGCCUUUUUUUUUUUUCCUCCAAUGCAACUGAAACACUAAACCCCGGCUCUGCUGCUUUACAUUGCAGCUCAGCGCUACUAGAAAUAUGGAUACUGAGAAGAGAAUACAGCACUGCAUUGUCCAGCCGGGAAUACAGCAGAUAUAAAGAGCUUCAAUGCAUCAACUGUCAGAAAGAGUCAACAGUGCACCAAACAAAACAGAAAACUACAGCUCUUUUGUUUAAUGAAAGAGAGAGAGAGAAUGAAAGCAAGGGGAAAUCUCUGAAGAUCAGGACACAAACGAACAAGAAGCACAACUUGAGGACACCCCGACAGAUGGACACUUCGGAUACAGUGAAAAGCAAUCACAGGAGGCAGACUGUUGGGGGAUGUGCGCAUGUUCGAGAGCAUCGUUUUUGCUGAAGUGAUGGCGUGCCAAAAGUAUUUUCAGUGGGCAUAAUCCUCUCCGUCUAAAUGGCCUGACCAAGAAAGAAAGAAUGACUUCGAGGGACACGUAACUAACCAGAAAAUGAUGACCGAAGAACAGUACUGAUUGAGGAGAAAAACAACAGCAUUUUUGGCCACAUAUAUCCUUCACUAUCACUGGAUAUUACAACAUGCUUCAGUGGAGGAGAAGACACUGCUGCUUUGCAAAAUGGAAUGCUAAAAGGUCUCUGUUCCGGACCCACCUUAUGGGUAUACUCUCCCUAGUGUUUCUUUUUGCUAUGUUUCUCUUUUUCAAUCAUCAUGACUGGCUACCGGGAAGACCUGGAUUCAAAGAAAACCCUGUGACAUACACUUUCCGAGGAUUUCGUUCUACAAAAAGUGAGACAAAUCACAGCUCCCUUCGGAACAUUUGGAAAGAAACAGUUCCUCAGACUUUGAGGCCUCAGACAGCAACUAACUCCAAUAACACAGACUUAUCACCACAAGGAGUUACAGGACUAGAGAACACACUCAGUGCCAAUGGAAGUAUUUACAAUGAAAAAGGUACUGGACAUGCAAACUCUUACCAUUUCAAAUACAUUAUCAAUGAGCCUGAAAAAUGCCAAGAAAAAAGUCCAUUUUUAAUACUAUUAAUAGCUGCAGAACCUGGACAAAUAGAAGCAAGACGAGCUAUCCGGCAAACUUGGGGCAAUGAAACUUUAGCACCUGGUAUCGAAAUCACACGGAUUUUUCUUUUGGGCAUAAAUAUUAAGCUAAAUGGCUAUCUUCAACAUGCAAUUCUAGAAGAAAGCAGACAGUAUCAUGAUAUAAUUCAACAGGAGUACUUAGAUACAUACUAUAACCUGACCAUUAAAACACUAAUGGGUAUGAACUGGGUUGCAACAUACUGUCCACAUAUUCCAUAUGUUAUGAAAACAGACAGUGACAUGUUUGUCAACACUGAAUACUUAAUACACAAGUUACUAAAGCCAGACCUGCCUCCCAGACACAACUAUUUUACUGGGUAUCUAAUGAGAGGAUAUGCUCCUAACAGAAACAAAGACAGCAAGUGGUACAUGCCACCAGACCUUUACCCAAGUGAGCGCUACCCUGUCUUCUGCUCAGGAACUGGUUAUGUUUUUUCGGGAGAUCUGGCAGAAAAGAUAUUUAAGGUUUCUUUAGGUAUCCGUCGUUUGCACUUGGAAGAUGUCUAUGUAGGAAUCUGUCUUGCUAAGUUGAGAAUUGAUCCUGUGCCCCCUCCCAAUGAAUUCGUGUUCAAUCACUGGCGAGUUUCUUAUUCAAGCUGUAAAUACAGCCACCUAAUUACCUCUCAUCAGUUCCAGCCUAGUGAACUGAUAAAAUACUGGAACCAUUUACAACAAAAUAAGCACAAUGCCUGUGCCAACGCAGCAAAGGAAAAGGCAGGCAGGUAUCGGCACCGCAAAAUACACUAAAAGACUAUUUUUGUUCAAAUGUGCAAUCUGUAUAUAUUGCUUAAAGCAUGUAUAGUUAAACACUUGAUUAUAUACAUAGAAAAAGUUUUAGUUCAACUCAUCACAUAAAGGAAUUAGAAACUAUUUUUUUAAUUUCUGAAUAAGAUAAUUCAUAAAAUUUCAAAUUAUGACAAAAACAUAUCCCAAAAGAGUCUCUUUAAAUAACUGUAUAAGGGGAUUCUCUGUAUUAACAUGCAAUAAUACGCAUGCAUACAUAAAUGGUUCAAGUCUUACAUUAGGGACUGAUACAAUGUAUCCGUAUACAUUUUCUACAUAAAUCUUAAUUUAAGAAAUGAAGAUAGUCAAAAAGACUCCUAGAUUUACUUUCAAUCUCACCUAAUGAAAUGUAAAUAAGACAGUACUACUGAUUUUAAGGAAACUUUGUAAUUGUGCAAAGAACAAAUUUUCUGACCUAACUCUAGAGUUCUAAAACUUUAUAUUACAUGCAAUAAGAUUUAGUUAAGUUAUUCCAUAACAUUAUUUAUAGCAUUCAGGUGUUUUCAGCAAUGCAAUUCUCAUUCAAAAAUUUACUUUUAAAAAUAACUGAUAAUUAUUUUAAUUUCUUUUAUUAAUACUCAUCUAUACUGGGGAAAUUAUUUCGACAUGAUGUGAUAAAUGUGAAAAAUUAAUGUGUCUCAGGCUCAAGUUUUUAUAAAAUGAAUUAUUAAAGGUAUCAAAAUAGAUAACUUUUGUUUUCUCAUUGGAAUUAAGUGCCAAACCAGUAUUUCAAGGAAUUUGCAGUUAGACAAAUAUUACAUUCUCAGAGAGUGUUUUUAUUUAACCUCAACUAUACCUGACUUCAAGUAUAUCUGUAAAACAGAGUCAUGUUCCUCUAGCUGAAACAACAGUAACAUUUAAAAGCACAAUGACGUGUUGUUGAAAAAAGAAGAUACAGGUAGUAAUUUCAUUCAAUAUAUUUUUUUAAGAUGUAUGUCUACCAAACAGCAACAUUUGGGGAAAGUUUAUUUCCUGAGAGCAGGUGUACAUAAGCCAACACUUAAUCAUUUUAUGGCACCUAUUUCUUCUCUCACUGCCAAGUUUACAAACCUAUGGUUUUUACUUUGAUAGAUGACAAAUAUUCUGCAUCACCAAUUAAAAAACAUUUAGGGAGGAAUGGGGAGAAAGCUACACAUGUUUGAUAACCAUUUGCUUUUAGAAUGGACAAUAUACUUAAUGCACUUUUAUCAAGGUACUAUUAGUCUUUAAAAGGUAAACAACAAAACCCUGAACUGAAUGUUAUACAAAUGUUCUCAUAUUUUGCUUGGCCCUAUCAUGAAUUUUAACAUCAAUAAACACA